AUGGCAACAAUAGACAUUGAAUCAGCACCAUUACUAAGGAGCAACAAGCCGACAAAUGGAUCUAGCAAGAAAAAGUGCCUUGGUAUAGUGGCAUUGGUGGCAUUGGUGACCAUUGGCAUGAGCUGCAUAAUGGCUGCAUCAAGCCAUCCUCAUCAAAAUGAUGCUUUAGAGAGUCCAGUUGAUUUCAAAGGCCAUUUGGUAAAAGGAUCCAAAGGUGCUGUGGCAGUAGAGGCAGAGGAGUGCUCCAACGUUGGUGUGGAAAUUUUGAAACAAGGUGGCAAUGCGGUGGAUGCAGCCAUCGCAUCCACACUAUGCAUUGGUGUUAUUGACAGCUUUGCUACAGGUAAAGCGACCUCGCAUCUGAAUCUCUUUAAUGUGCAACACCAUACUUACUUUCUUCUCUCUCUGUGUCAUCUAGGCAUUGGAGGCGGUGGAUUCAUGUUGAUCCGAUCACCAAACGGCACCUUUGAGUUUAUUGAUUUUCGAGAAACAGCGCCUGAAAAAGCAACCAGAGACAUGUUUGUGGAGAACCCGGAUUUGGCCAAAGUAGGUGCAUUAUCUAUCGCUGUACCUGGCGAGAUACGAGGUUUAGAAAUGGCCCAUAAAAGACACGGCAAACUCUCAUGGUCCGACUUGUUUGCGCCUGCGAUACACAUAGCUCGACAUGGAUUCAAGGCCACUGAAUUGUUGGCUGUGCGUGUGGCGACUGAAUCAGAAUGGAUGCAAAAUAGCACAGCAUGGUCCGAUGUAUACUAUCGAGAUGGCAAGCCCAUUCAACAAGGUGACUUGAUCAAACGACCUCAAUUGGCCGACACCUUGGAAACCAUCUCCACGUUAGGCGCAGAUGUAUUUUACGAGGGCGACAUUGCAAAGCAGCUUGUGGCCACCAUUCAAUCCGCUGGCGGCAUAGUGACAUUGGAGGACUUCAAAGCCUAUCGUCCUGUGAUCCGUCGCACGUUGAGUACUUGGUACAAUGGUCGCAAAAUCACCACAUGCUCAGAACCUACCAGUGGCCCUGUGAUCCUCAGUGUGCUCAACUUGAUUGAGCGUUUUCAAUUCAAAGUCGAGGGAUUCACAGGCCUCAACCUGCAUCGCUUGGUCGAGGCGUUCAAGUUUGGGUAUGCGUUUAGAACUGAAUUGGGUGAUCCUGAUUAUAUCAAGAACGAGCCUCGCAUUGACGAAAUGGUACAAAAGGAUUACGCAGCUGAUAUCCGACAAAGGAUCACAGACGACACCACGCAUGAUCCCUUGUACUAUAAUCCAAAAUUCGAUCAUGUUGAAUCACAUGGCACCAUGCACUUGUCAGUAGUGGAUGAGCAUGAUGGUGCUGUGGCAUUGACAUCGACUGUCAAUUUGAUUUUCGGCUCGCAUAUCAUGGAUCCUAGCACAGGUGUCAUCUUGAAUGAUGAAAUGGAUGAUUUCUCUAUUCCUGGCAUUCCCAACAUGUUUGGCCUCUAUCCUAGCGAAUACAAUUAUGCAGGUCCACGCAAGAGACCCUUAUCGUCCAUUACACCCACCAUCAUUGAGAAAGAUGCUCGAUUUGAGAUGGCUAUCGGUGGUUCUGGUGGAUCCAUUAUACCUACGGCCACACUCAAUGCUAUUGUCAAUGUUUUAGAUUACAAUCAAGAUCUCUAUACAGCCAUUGCAGCACCUAGAGUACAUCAUCAAUUGCUGCCCAAUGUUGCUAUUGUAGAAAAUGGAUAUUCCAAAUCCAAACAAGCUGAAUUAGCUACCAAGAAGCAUGAUGUAUUUAUAUUGCCCAAAAACUUUUCCAUCUCUGCUGUACAGGCUGUCAGACGUAUGCCAGACGGUACCUUGGAGGCAGCCAGUGAUCCCAGAAAAAUGGGUGUUGCAGCAGCUUACUAA
This is a messenger RNA of Mucor velutinosus, 1866 nucleotides long. RefSeq lists its product as uncharacterized. The record is from RefSeq and is a predicted model, not a curated record. The transcript has 10 exons. The coding region runs from base 1 to 1866 and encodes 621 amino acids. Gene Ontology annotation, molecular function: glutathione gamma-glutamate hydrolase. NCBI's taxonomy places the organism in Eukaryota, Fungi, Mucoromycota, Mucoromycetes, Mucorales, Mucoraceae. Gene Ontology annotation, biological process: glutathione catabolic process. Gene Ontology annotation, cellular component: plasma membrane.